AUGUCUUCUUUGUUAAGGUUUAAUGAAUUCAAUUGUUCUUUUAGCCCCCCUCAGGAUUUUGAAAAGACAAAAUUUAAUAAUUUAUUCACCUAAAUCCUUAAAUUUUUCCCGCAAAGAUCAAAAUAAAUAAUCAUAUACCUGAUAUAAAAUAUUAAUUAAAAUUAAUUAAAAGAAAUAUUAUUAAAAUUAUUGAAAAAAUCAAUACUCACUUUCACUCCUUUUGCUUUGACUUAGACUUUCAGAUAAAUCCAAAUCCAAUGCCUUUUUUGUCCUUUCUCUUGGGAAUGUCGCAUAAAGUAUUCCAUUUAUGAGAAAUAAACAUCCACAAAAUAAAAAUGGCAGAAAUAUUUGAGUUUCAUAUAACUUAAAAAUAAUUACAGGGGAAAGCAACUAAGAGAUCUUAGCUACUACAUAUGUAAAACUUAAUCCUAAUGCACGAAGAUUGCUAUUGAAUGACUCAUU
This is a messenger RNA of Paramecium octaurelia, 462 nucleotides long. NCBI's taxonomy places the organism in Eukaryota, Ciliophora, Oligohymenophorea, Peniculida, Parameciidae. The record is from the annotation of a GenBank genome assembly.